CUCCCCUCGAACAAACAGUACUUCUGUAGGUCAUCUCCCUGAUACAUUUUGUGUUGCAUAUCUAGGUAUAGAUUCUCCGACUGUAGUAUCUUCUUUUUAUGGACAUCAUCGUCGACCUCUCAAUUCAGUUCGUUUCCUGGCACGACUUGCCAGAAUGGCUUCAUCCACACCCUUGAUGAGAAUUUUGAUAUGGGUGGGCGUCUUCACUCUCCAAGCGCUUGCAUUCUCAAGAAAUCGCACAUCUCGUCAAGCACCACCCGUCGUGUCAGAUGACCAACAACUUGUCAAGAGAAUAAAAAGACAGGACAUUAGUAAAGAUGUCAUAUUGCAUCCAUUUUCUGGUCGGGGUCUGCCGUACUUUACCGACCUGCUGUUCCCUGCACCAUGCGGGCAACCCACUGCUGGAAUGAAGAUAUCCAUCGACACGGGGAGCAGCGAUUUCUGGAUCGAUUCGCGGAAGUGGUGCAAAUGUCCAGUCAAAGACGCCGUAGACAAGCAGCUCUGCACGAGCUUGAAUAGCUUGAAGAAGAAGGGUGGAGUGACGAUCGAAUAUGACGACAACUCCAAAGUCACGGGGGCAUUUUUGGAGGAAGACCUCUUCUUCGGGAAGGAGGAGACCCUGGAAGGGGUCACCAUGAUGGCCGCAUGGGGCUUCGAGCCAGAGGCCAAGUUCCAGGGGAACAACGCCCCCACCGGCGUCGUGGGACUGAGCUUCAUCAGGAACCAGCAGGUUCAGAACCAACAGAAGUACUGGACUCUACCGUAUGUUCUCGAGAACAAUGCGAUCACGUCUUCCAAUGCAUUUAGCAUGUGGUUCGAGGAGACCAAGGACCAUGACGACUUCGAGGGCAAGAUCUUCUUCGGUGGAUACGUUACGAAUUACUACAAGGGAGCCCUGACGACCUUCCCGUUGCUGAAUGGUGCGUCCCUCAAGGUACCAACGGAAAUCGUGAUACAACUUGACGGAAUCAAGUACAAGGGAAAAGACACAUUUUACAAUUGCAAGGAUUCGUUGCCAGUUCUGCUCGACACCGGGACGUACAGUUCGUUCGUGCCCAUCGACAUCUUCAAAACUUUAGUCGACCAGAUCGGCCCCAACGAGAUCCACGAAAACAGCGUUCGUGUAUACGCCGUUUUUGAUUGUAAGCGGUUGGACUUGGAGGAGACCGUGGACUUCCAGAUCGGCAAACUAAAAGUCCCGGUCCCUCUGAAGGACCUGAUCCGCGAGGUGACCCAGGAAGAGAUCGACGAUAGAAAGUCACCAUGGCUGAAGAAGGGAAAAUGCACUACACACGCAAUCAACGCCUUCCCCUCUGCCGAGUCCCGUGCAAUUACCAAUGGCUUCCAGGGCCAGAUGCGACCCGUGGACCGCAACGAUCGCCACAUCCUGGGCGUGACGUUCCUUCGCCGCCUCAUCGUCCUUUACGAUCUCCCUCAGGGCGAAGUUGCAUUGGGCCUAGCUGACCAGGUGGCCAUGAAAAAAGUGAAGCCCAAGCUGUACUCCUUUGAUGACGUGAAGAGGCACCAAGGGCAAGGGCCGUAUAAUCCGGUGCAGGGAGUGGAAGAAGUAUGUCGUCGGGCUUGAUGAGAGUUACGUGUAAUUAGAUUAUGUUUAUUGAUAC
Aaosphaeria arxii CBS 175.79 is the source of this 1622-nucleotide messenger RNA. Its product is annotated as acid protease. The transcript is spliced from 3 exons. Gene Ontology annotation, biological process: proteolysis. NCBI's taxonomy places the organism in Eukaryota, Fungi, Ascomycota, Dothideomycetes, Pleosporales. Gene Ontology annotation, molecular function: aspartic-type endopeptidase activity. The record is from RefSeq and is a predicted model, not a curated record. The coding region runs from base 155 to 1585 and encodes 476 amino acids.